Messenger RNA from Oncorhynchus tshawytscha (Chinook salmon), 4932 nucleotides. RefSeq names its product SH3 and cysteine-rich domain-containing protein 2-like. The coding region runs from base 16 to 1257 and encodes 413 amino acids. The record is from RefSeq and is a predicted model, not a curated record. The transcript is spliced from 10 exons. Gene Ontology annotation, molecular function: protein binding. Gene Ontology annotation, biological process: skeletal muscle contraction; positive regulation of voltage-gated calcium channel activity; positive regulation of protein localization to plasma membrane. Gene Ontology annotation, cellular component: extrinsic component of cytoplasmic side of plasma membrane. Lineage: Eukaryota; Metazoa; Chordata; Actinopteri; Salmoniformes; Salmonidae.
UGAUAUCUGUUGUGAAUGUUCUCCUCAUGCUCCCCUCUCCUCUUUCCCUCCCUGCAGCUCCAGCGUCUGAAGCGCUCCCUCUCCUUUAAGACCCUGAUGCGCAGUAAGAGUGUGGAGAACUUCUUCCAGAGGUCCUACAGUGACGCCCGUCUCCCCCCAGACUUCAUCACCGACCCGCCACCCCCCUCCCCGCCCCCUGGCUCUCCCCUCGCCAGUGAAUGCUCACCCUCCCGCUCUCCGUCACUCAGCCCCAACCCCUCCCUCUGCUCCCACUCCCCGUCUCUAAGCCCCUCCCCCUCGCUGUCUUCCAAGGCCCCGCCCCCAACCCGCCCACUGACGCAGGUGAACCACUGCUUCCAGGAGCACAUUUUCCGCAAGCCCACCCACUGCCAGCUCUGCAAGCACCUGAUCGUGGGUAACUCUAAACAGGGUCUUCGGUGUAAAACCUGUAAGAUGGGUGCUCACCUGUGGUGCACCUCAGAGUUGUCCCAGCAGCCCUGCAAUGGAAAGUCUGGGGUCGGGGCCUUCAAGCGGAACUUCAGCUCUCCCAUGCUGGUUAACGAACAGCUGGCUGUCGUCAAGGAGGUGCUGCCCACCCAAGGGGCAGGCCGGGGGCGUGGGGUGGACCCUAUUUACGCAGCCCUGCGCUAUGGGACGUCCCUGGCACAGAUGAGCCGCUCCAGUUUUGGGAGCGUGUCCGAGUCGCCCACGCACAGCCAGGGUGAAGGAGGAGAGGAGGGGGAGCAGAGGCAGUACAGCAUGGAGGAGGAGAUGCCACAGGAGACAGGGGAUCUGCCUCCGUGUGAAAACGAGAAGGCGGAACCUGAGGGUGGGGACAGCGAGCAGCUCCAGGAGCCUGUAGAGGAAACCAGUGUGAAGGUUCCCAGGCGUAUUGAGGUUCACUCCAUCCACACGUAUGUAGCGCUCUUCAAGUUCCUGCCUCAGGAGCACAACGACCUCGGACUAGAGCCUGGUGAUCGGGUGCUGGUCACUGAUGAUUCUAAUGAAGAGUGGUGGAAGGGAAAGAGUGGAGACAAGGUGGGCUUCUUCCCUGCUAACUUCGUUCAGAGGGUGCGCCCAGGGGAGAGGGUGUGGAGGGUCACCCAGCCUGUCCCUGCCAGCCGAGGGAUGGGACACAUGCCAGUGAAGGAGGAUCAGAUCUGUGUGGGGAAGAGUGAGGACAAUGAGGGUUUCCUGAAGCUGAGCAGUGGGAAGAAGAGAGGACUGGUCCCUGCUGAAUCCAUUGAGGAGAUCUAACCUCUGUCUCAACACCAGCCCCCAGUCUCUCUCUGUCCAGCACCCUGUAACCUCCCCACACACCCCUUUAAGGCCUGAGGAGGACCAGCCAGUCCGGAGGUCCUCCAACACCACCAUCAUGAGGCCCACCUCCCUACUAAACUGAGUGGGGAGCGUUGACAGUUCAGCUUGUGAAUUCCUGGUGAUGUGGAAGAUGCCCCAGCCUUGUCCUUGCUGACCUUGUCUCCUCCACCCCAAUGUAGCUGACAACCCGCACAUGAAAGUGUUGGUUUCUCUUCCACAGUGGGUUGGCCUAGGUGUUGUGGAGGACUAUCUAAGCCCCCAAUGCCCCAUGUUUUCCUGCUGUAAUGUACCUUUGUGUAUUAGUGAACUGGGUUUAUCUGUAGUCCACACCACAGGGGUUGAAGGACUGGCUGCUGUGGACUCCAGUAACUUCCCUCAGGAUGGAAGGAAUUUUGAGACUAUUUUCUGUCUGGUGAGUCUGGUCUCUCUGUGUGUGAUUUGACCAGUUCUUUUUCACUGUCCUCUGUGGCUGGAUAUCAUGAGGCUGAAGAAUGCAGGAUUAAGGCCGUCGCAUAAUAUCCAGUCGAAAAGUGGCGCUCCGUUUCGCGCAUAUAUAAUGACUAAAAUGUGCGCUGUUUUUGUCGGUUUUGGUGUUUGGCAGGUUUUUUUUUUGCCUGUUCGCUCAAACAACAUUUUGUAUUGGGGCAAGUUGAAGUUCGGUAGCCGACGUCUACACCCUUUUGCCUGUAAUUGGUCAACUGUAGUGUUUUCAAAUGAAGGUUUUUAAGGGCGCAUGAGAGCACAGCCGUGCGCGCACACCUAGCCUAGUUCUGCUAGGCGAAAACAGAACCUAGUAUUAGUAUACGUUACCUUAGUCAGGUACUUGUGUUGUGUGUGGGAGUUCCUGUUCCUGUUGCUGUUCCUGGACACUGCAUGGAAGAAAACAUUUGUUCUUUCUCUGAUGAACUAGAACAAGCGUCACACUCCUGAUGACAUCAUCACAAGUGGACGCCUCUACUAUGAUCAUAGUAAUUCAUUUACGCGGUGAUCGUGAAGGAGAUAAUUGCAUGCUGAAGGAUGUACUUGUUUGAAUGCCCGGUGUCAGUGAGAUGUUCAGGAGACUGGUGAUGGUUGUAGGUGUAGGUGCUUGCAUUUUCUCUCAUCCUUUCGUUUGGUCCACCUUCUCUCUCUCUCUUUCUUUCUCUCUUUCACUAUCUCUCUUUCUCUCGUCUCUCUCUCCUUCCAUCUUUCUCAGCUAUACAUUGGUCCCUUGGCUGGGAUUUGACAUCAUCUUGAUUUAGACUGGCACAAAAGUUAACUGCUCUGCAAGGACGGAUGGGCGGGCAGGCGGGCGACACUGGGCAGAGUACACCCUGAUCAGACCAGACAGCCAGCAGAGGACAGGACAAACUGGGUUUAUUUCGACACACUCUCUAUCAGAUCCUGACUCACCGGCUGACUCACUAACAUUCGACCUUGCACUUGACAGGUUCCAGAAGGUCAUGGAUGUAAGCCCCGUCAUUCUAUUGUACAGCUGGCGAAUCAAUCAAACACUUCAGAAAAUCUGUUUUUCUAUGUCCUAUUUAUGAAAAAUACAAGAGAUUCAAUUAGAUUUGGGCGGUGAAUACUUACAUAAAUAAUUCAAUGUUUUUUUGUUCUGAAUAGCCUGGACGGUAAAAACAUCUAUGAAUAGAGCCAUUGCUAAAAAAAGAAACAAAUGGAGCAACAACACCAUUUUUUUAACUGCUCUAAAUUAGUUUCAAUUUUCUGGCCAAUUUAGCAGACGGGCACUGGAGAGCCGUGGAAGACUUGGGAAGUGUGUUCGUGUCUUUUGGCUCGUCUGUUUGGUCCACCACUGGUAAACAAACAACAGCCAAGAGCCAGUCGGCUGGAAAACCACAUGAACAGACUUUGUAAGUGUGACAACCGGACAUGGUCCCGCUGGUCUGAGGGACAGGGAGCGAGGGAUAUGGAGGGACAGGGAGCGAGGGAUAUGGAGGGACAGGGAGCGAGGGAUAUGGAGGGACAGGGAGAGAUGUAGACAAAAGGGGUUGACCCAGGUGUAGAACCAUCAUAAAUCAAUGUGUCUGUAUGCAGGUUUCUUUGUCUAUGGAUGACCAAUUCAACAUUGAUCAAAUGUCAGUCUCUCGCUCUCUCUCUCUCCAUUCCCCUCUCUUUCCCUCUGUCUCUGACACUAUUGGGCAUUUUUGCUGCUAGUGGGAAGGGUGGCUGGACUGAUGUAUUGUACAUGUAGAUGUAAGCAUGUUUAAUGAUAGGAUAAUGGGUUGGAUUUCAAUGUUUCCAUAAUGUAUUGAUUAUUUAUUGAUUUAGACAGAUAUCUAUCUACUUGCUGGGUUGCAGCACGUAGCUGUCACACUGGUGGCAUUAAUAACACGUCCCCUCCCGCUUCCUGUAAUGUAAGAAUACAGUAUAUACAGUAAGCCAUCUGGAGAGUUAAAGAAGCAUGAUGAUGAUGAACAUAUUGGGUACGUUAGUAAAUUCAAUCUGGAGUGCCAGAGUGCGCUCUGGGCGUUCGUAAAUUCAGAUUGUUGGUCAGAUUGUCUGAUCGUAAAUUCAGAGCAUUUCGCUCUCGGAGCGUUCAGCGCUCACACUGGACGAGCUGGCCGAGGAGGAGGCUUGAUUCGAGCGUUCAGACCUCAUAAAGGCAGUCCAGUACCCAAGCUAACUGGCUAACGUUGGCUAGCUUGCUAGCUACUUCCAGAAACAAAUGAGAGAGCACCUCACUUGGACCAGUUUACUCAAUCUAGCAGAGCUUGUUAGGCUGUUUUCAUGUUAUCCAGAGCGUUGGUGACUGUAACUGUGCUGCUGGCAACAAUUUAAGUAUGCUUUCUUUGGCGACGUUUACUCACACGGACCAUAUUCAACGGGUGUUGAGUGUUCGGAAAUUCAUCAGUUAUUCUGCGCUCUGGCACACUCAGACGAGAGUGCUCUGAAAUCAGAGUAGACAGGCAGAGUGAAUUUACGAACGCACCCAUUGUUUCAUGUUUUGUUCCUCACAUAGUGCAUGGUAAUAUGAUCAUCUUUGAGUCUAUAUCCUCUGUGUCUGUGGAUGGAUGAUGUGUCACAGACUGUGAUGAAUAUUGUUUUUUCCUUCCGCUGGGGCCAUGUGUUCCUAUGUGUAGCAAGGACUUCUCUGGUCCUCACAGUCCCAGACCAGGAGCUAUACCCAGUCACUGGGUAUACAGCUGGAGGAAUUGUUUGUUAGCUUAUUCCUUGCCGAGUUUUCACACAAGAUGUACAUUUCCGGUUCGUGUAGACUGAGAGUCUGUCACCCUUUGUGGACCCUGUUUGAGUCGCUCUUCGUGUAGCAUUUCUGUGUACAGGCCCUGGCCUCGUUUCCCAGUUGCGAUGUAACUUGAGCAUUACGAUGAUUUUACCAGAUCGCUAUUUUUUAAAGAGCUACUGCCUCUGUAAUUUUGGUCAUAAAGUGUUUUGUUCCUCACAUAGUGGGGCAAGUUGGGCACCAUCAGUAAAUUUCACAAUAUUGGGACAUUAAAACGUGAAUAGUUCCAAAUUUGAAUGACUUAAAAACCUCAAACCAAUUGUAAAAAUGUAUAUACAAGUAUUGAAAGCAUUUAACCUUUUACUGCAGUGAGCUAAAUCAGGGUCACACUGAGUGUUUCUUGGUAGUCUUCAAAAAUCUACUUUGAA